GCCUCGGAGGAGCUGCUGAAGGAGCACUACGUGGCCCUCCGGGACCGACCCUUCUUCGGCCGCCUGGUGAAGUACAUGAGCUCGGGCCCCAUCGUGGCCAUGGUCUGGCAGGGCCUGGAUGUGGUGAAGACAGUUCGCACGAUGAUUGGGGAGACCAACCCAGCUGACUCCAGGCCUGGCACCAUCCGAGGGGACUUCUGUGUUGAAGUCAGCAAGAACGUGAUCCACGGCAGUGACUCGGUAGAGAGUGCUCGGCAGGAGAUCUCCCUGUGGUUCCGCCCAGAGGAGCUGAUGUGCUGGGAGGACACAGCCCAGCACUGGAUCUACGAGUGA
Molecule: messenger RNA, 333 nt
Organism: Acanthisitta chloris (rifleman)
Lineage: Eukaryota; Metazoa; Chordata; Aves; Passeriformes; Acanthisittidae
Product: nucleoside diphosphate kinase 3-like
Exons: 3
Biological process (GO): UTP biosynthetic process; GTP biosynthetic process; CTP biosynthetic process
Molecular function (GO): nucleoside diphosphate kinase activity
Source: RefSeq, a predicted model, not a curated record